AUGCCGUUACGCACCAGGACGGUGAGACGUCGUAUUGGCCGGCGGGAGUAUAAGCUCGGAGCCGGGGUACAGACCAGACUGUUCCGGAACUUCAGCGCCUUCUGCUGCCGCUUCGCCAACGUCGAUGGUAACGGGCUUCCCGGAAGUGACUCCGCAGCUGGCGCCACUUUGCAGAGGCCCAGGAUAGGGGGCGGCCGUGGUGCCCGGGUCCCCGCUGGCCGUAUCGAGACCGAGAGUCGUGCCGACCGGACCAGCACCGCCGAGGCCAUCAUGUGGGGCUGUAUGAUCAAGCCCUGA
Perkinsus marinus ATCC 50983 is the source of this 297-nucleotide messenger RNA. RefSeq lists its product as hypothetical. The transcript is spliced from 2 exons. Lineage: Eukaryota; Perkinsozoa; Perkinsida; Perkinsidae. The record is from RefSeq and is a predicted model, not a curated record. Bases 1 to 297 code for a protein of 98 amino acids.